AUGGCAUCUGCUAUUAUCAGUGUAAUCGGCGGCGUUCUGACCAUCGUCGAUGCUGUCCAAGCAAUCCGUGGCUGGGUUGUUCCUGGUGCUCCACAAGUCAUCACAUUCAGGGAGCUUCAGCAAGUUGUCCAAGGCGAGCACGCCGCCUUCUUCCAGGUCAUAGCCCUUGGCAGACUGGACUAUCGCUAUCGGCGUUUCUAUGGCGUUUGGCUCCCAGCCCUUACAAGUAUGUCUAACAUAACGUCGCAAAGCUUCGAGUCUGGCGAGGUCCGCGAAAUCUUCAACAGCAUCAAGGAGUCCAUCGAUGAUGUGGACCUGACGCUCAACCUACUAAGGACCGUUUACGAAGAGCGUUACAACGUCUUGCACAUGGACGAUGUCACACGCGGUUUCUUCGCUUCUCUGAGCGGAUACGGUCUUCUCUUCCAUAUGCACGGUGUGUACUCCCAGCUGAACCGCUAUCGACUUGGCGCGGUUGAUUUGGAAGACAGUCGACUUCGCAUCGAUUCUCUGAAUGGGCUUCAGUACAUCUCUGAUGCUGCAGCGCUUAUUGGAUGGUUUGGGAAUAACAACAUCAUUCGAAACAAGCGGAUGGGGCUUGUCCCCGAGCAAGUGACAUCGGUCAACACAAUAUUCAGGCACUACUGGAAUUAUCAGGAUCGAUAUACCCCUCUUAGCAACGUCUCGCCAAACCUUGAACUCUCGGUCGCUAGACCGCCUGCAUAUUAUGAGUAUGACGAUAUCCACAACGUCAGAGGCGCUUUGCGAGACCGCAGAGCUAGGGUAGAUGAACGUGUGAGAGCCGUCAUCUUCAACGUGUACUCCCCCAUGUGGUGGAGAUUCGAUCGAACAAGAGCCAUUUUGCAAGCGAGAGCUAGAAGUCAAGGCGCCACCCAAGUUGUGCCGCGCAGACGACCUGUGCGCUCUAUUCGCGGUUCGUCAAGAGCGGCGCUUUUUAGCGUUCUAGGAGCCAGUAUUGAUGAUACGGGUAAUGAAGAUGAGGCGGCAGAAUUUGAGGAGGGUGUAGGGGGGUUCAAUGCCGGAGGAGAGCCCGAGGACCCCAAUGCUCCAGAUGGUGACCCUUUCAGCAUCACUGCCCCUGAAAUUGUCGCAGACGCCGAAGAGAAGCCAACUGAUGGAAACAUAGCCUUGGACAGCGCUCAGCUUGGUGAAACAACCAAGCUCACAGUUUGUGUUUAA
Molecule: messenger RNA, 1200 nt
Organism: Trichoderma aggressivum f. europaeum
Lineage: Eukaryota; Fungi; Ascomycota; Sordariomycetes; Hypocreales; Hypocreaceae
Exons: 1
Coding region: 1-1200 (399 amino acids)
Source: RefSeq, a predicted model, not a curated record